This is a messenger RNA of Drosophila busckii, 2125 nucleotides long. RefSeq lists its product as uncharacterized. Bases 569 to 2065 code for a protein of 498 amino acids. The record is from RefSeq and is a predicted model, not a curated record. Gene Ontology annotation, cellular component: cytoplasm. Gene Ontology annotation, biological process: signal transduction; regulation of GTPase activity. The transcript is spliced from 5 exons. Lineage: Eukaryota; Metazoa; Arthropoda; Insecta; Diptera; Drosophilidae.
AUAAUGUAAGCGACGGGUAAAGUCAACCUCGCACAGUUGUUGCUGCCGUUUAGCACAUUAUCGGCAAUUUGAAGCGUUCUGCCUGCCCGUUAGUAGUGUGAAUGUAUUUAUUUAUGUUCUUAUACAUUUGAGCAUUUGUGGGUUUUUAUCUAAUCAGUGGCAAGCAUUGCGCUGCCACUAACGACAACGUCCAGCACUCCCGCCGAUAAGAGAGCCCAACACACAAAGCACUACAAAUUCAAUAGCAGAUCAGUGUAUGUGUGGAAAUUCGAGACGCCAGUGAAUUUUCACCCAGAACGCGUCAGAGAUUGGUGUCAUUUUGUUAUUUCGGGCUAUUUCGCAACCACUGUGCUGCCACGAUAAGGCUUUAUCCAUUGCGCGCUGCUUGACGUCAUCGACAGUCGAAAGUCGAAGCCACAAAGGAUGAGAGGAGCAAAGAGAAUAUAAUUGCAUGCGCUCCCAUCUGUAAGUGUAUCACACACACACACAGCCAACGUUUGAUAAGCUCAGUCUCAGGGCUGAGCCUGGACUGCGUGGAAGAUUAAAAACAGCAAGCAGCAGCUACGGAAUGCAGGCAAACGCAAGCAGAGCCCCAGUGUCGCCCGAUACGCCGGAGCGGGCGCAAGUGAUGAUCGGUGCAGCUGGAAACGUUGCAUACGAGCGACGGCAACCGCAGCCACCCAAGCGACUGAUGAACUGUUUUCGGGAUCGCUCCUCCUCCUCAUCCACUGCCAACGCGCACUAUAUGCGUUCGCAUAGCUCCACAUCGGCAGCACUGCUGCAGGCAAAUGCUGGCUCCAGCCAGGCGCUGGAUGCCAUGAGCGUUGCAAGCGGCAGACCAGAGGCUGUGGUGCUGCUACGCGAGCUGCGCACCAAGCCCAACAAGCUGGCGCUGCUAAAGAGCAGCAGCAGCAAGGAUCUGACGCGUCUGCUGCUGGACGAGAACCUCGGCACAGCGCUGCUGGUGUCCAACAACAGCCUGGACAUGUUGGCCAACUCCAGUAAUGCAGCGAACGCAGCGCGGCGUGGCGAGUGCUGUGGUGCUUGCUCCAAGCGCUGGCAAGGUCUCAAGCAGCGUAUGCACACCAUGGAGCAGGAUAUGCAGGCACAAGCCAGCUACACGCAGGAACUAGAGCUGAAGCUCAGCGAGCUGAGUCGCCAGCUCCAGGAGCUCUUGCAAGAGAAACGCACAGCAGCAGCAGCGGCUGCGGCGGUGGCCAACCACAAGCGUCCAGCUGGCAGCACACCAGUGCGUCCCUCACGUCUGGUUGCCUGGAUGAAUCUGUCCAACUGGUUCAAGAGUCGACCCAGCGUGGAGACGCUACGCGAGCAGCGCAUCUUUUUCGACGAGCCCUGCUUUGACACUGAACUGGAGCUGGUGCUCAAGCACGAUCAACAGCGCAACGUGCCGCGCAUUGUGGUCGACUGCUGUGAUCUGAUUGAGCAGAAAUAUCGUCGCUCCACGCAGCAAAUUGAGGGCAUCUAUCGCCAGUGUGGCGACUACAAUAAAAUUCAAACGCUGCGCUUCGACAUCGAUGCCAAUGACUAUGAUGCACUGCGUCAGCCCAGCGUCGAUAUACACACACUCACCGGCGUGCUGAAGCUCUUCCUGCGCGAGAUCAAGAGUCCGCUCAUAAGCGUCAACGAGGCCAAAACGUUUAUUGGCGCGGCCCAACAAUGGCUGCUGACGGAGCUCAACCAGAAGCUGGAGACACUCAAGAGACUGAUACGCUCGCUGCCCGAGACAAAUCGUGAUACCAUGGAUUAUCUAUUUGCGCACUUCAAUCGCUUAACAAAGGUGCCAUUGCAGCAGGUGAGCGCCGAGACAUUGGCCAUAUCGGUGACACCCUCCAUAUUCCAUACGGUGCCACAGGGCGUCUAUGCACAUGAUCUGCAGCAACUGCUGCGCGAGGGCGAAACGCUGGCGGAUUGUGUGAAGCUCAUGAUCGAGUACCACAAUCGCAUAUUCGAAUGCAGCGCCGAUCGUCGCCACAAUCGCCUGAGCAUGCGCAAUUUGAAGAAGACGCUAUCACAACCGGAUUUACUAUUUCAUAACAUCUUCUGAGACAGAAGCAGAGCCGGCGACAGCGAGAGAGCACAAGUGACCAUUGUACAUAACUAUUUA